Molecule: messenger RNA, 1749 nt
Organism: Penicillium daleae
Lineage: Eukaryota; Fungi; Ascomycota; Eurotiomycetes; Eurotiales; Aspergillaceae
Exons: 4
Coding region: 1-1749 (582 amino acids)
Biological process (GO): amino acid transmembrane transport
Cellular component (GO): vacuolar membrane
Molecular function (GO): amino acid transmembrane transporter activity
Source: RefSeq, a predicted model, not a curated record
AUGGACGAAAAACUGAGGACCGAGCCUGCGCCUGGUGUCCACGAGGUGGGCUACACCUCCUUGAUCAAGCCCCAGGCUCGCAAACCCUACGACUCCAGCGUAGCUUUCGAGGAAUAUCUCUAUUAUGCGAACAGAACCCGAGAGGAAGAACUGGGUUUAGUAGCACCGCAUUCCAAUGUUCGGAAGCUCUUUCAGAAGGCCGCCGAGACAGACGCCCAGGAUCACAUCCCAUCCACGGUUCUGACUGAGGCAGACUUUAGAAACCCGGACAGGCGGCUGCAGAUCACCGAUGAGGAAUGGACAAAUGCAAGUCGUGCCUUUAGGUCUGCCUCGACUGGUGCUUGCUUUUUCCUUAUUACCACGGACAUUUUGGGACCCUACGGCUCGGGCUAUACUAUGGGUACCUUAGGAUGGGGGCCAGGCGUCGCUUUCUAUACAGUCUUUGGAUUUAUGGCUGGUUACUCUGGCUAUCUCGUCUACCGUGUCUUUCUUGGAGUUGAUAGCUAUGAGUUUCCCACUCGGAACUACGGGGAUCUGGCGUUUAGAACGGUUGGCCGAUAUGGACGCUAUAUCACCAAUUUUUGCCAAGGUCUCGCACUGCUGCUUCUUACCGGUCAAGUCACGAUUCAAUUUGGACAGAAUAUCUCCCAGAUGUCCAAGUUCAAGUUAUGUUAUGCCGUUUGCCCUGUGAUUUUCGCUUGCGCAGGUUUCGUGAUCUCGCAAAUCCGUACGUUACGGGCCUAUGGAUGGGUGGCAAAUCUAGCAGUCUGGUUGAAUAUCUUUGUUAUUCUUAUGACUAUGGGUGUUAUGGCCAACUCUCCGCCUAACUACGCCGUCGCUAUACUCGGAUCCGCGGGCAGCGCUGUGGACCGGGAUACUAUCCUUCCCGAUAAGCAGGGCAACUAUCCUCCUAUUAUCCAUUACAACAAUAUCCCUCCUGAUGGGCUGAUCGGCUCUCUGAAUGGGAUGCUGUCAGGUGUCCUGGCUUAUGCGGGUGUUCAGCUCUUUGUGGAGUUCUUGGCUGAAAUGAGACGACCUCGCGACUUCAUCAAAGCUAUGUGGGGUGCCCAGUUUUUCAUUUACAGUGUGUACUUGAUUUAUGGCUGCGUUGUCUACCGCCUUCAAGGGCAAUAUAGCUAUAACCCGAGCUACCAGGGAGUGAGCACCUAUGGAUGGCAGACGGCCGGGAACAUGAUCACAUUGAUCGGUGCUCUCAUUGCCGGUGGCCUCUACGGAAACAUUGGUGUCAAGGUUGUCUAUAACAACAUCUUCUUGGAUAUCUUCAAAGCGCCCCCUCUCACCACCCGAGUUGGCAAGAUCAUGUAUGCCAUUCUGUGUCCCAUUUGGUGGAUCAUCGCAUUUGUUAUUGCCGCUGCCAUUCCGGAUUACAUGGGCUUUGUUUCGGUCAUCUCGGCAUCAAUGCUUCUCAACCUUACAUAUAGCUUCCCGCCCCUCUUUGCACUAAGCUUCGAUAUCCAGAAGAACGGCAUUCGACAAGGUGAAGGGUUUGAUCCGAUCACGGGACGAGUCACGAGGGAGGGUAGCACCGCUCAGAAAUAUCUUCGUGGAUUCCUUGCGGGCGGCAUCUUCCAAGUUGGCAUUAACAUUUGGCAUAUUCUUUAUUUCCUCGCAUCACUAUCGAUGUGUGGUCUGGGAAUGUAUGCCGCUGUCACUGGAAUGAUCGACGCAUUUACCACGGACCAGUUGACAUCCUUCACGUGUGUCUCACCUCUCAACCUCAAUCCAUAG